Molecule: messenger RNA, 312 nt
Organism: Moesziomyces antarcticus
Lineage: Eukaryota; Fungi; Basidiomycota; Ustilaginomycetes; Ustilaginales; Ustilaginaceae
Exons: 2
Coding region: 1-312 (103 amino acids)
Source: RefSeq, a predicted model, not a curated record
AUGCCACCAAAAGGACGCCGAAGUUUGAUGCGCUGCGUGACACGGACGCUAGCACGCACUGUCAGCGGUGUCGUACCGACGGGAGGCCGUCAGUCGCCUUAUACGGCAGCUGGCGUGGAAGGCGGUUUGGCUUACGACAUCGAGAUCGACCGAGCUCGCUCAAGCUCGCUCAAAGCCGAAGUGUCUUCCGACGGCACCCGCGCGCUCACUGAGUACUGCAGGGAAGGCGGUUCGAGGUGGAAAGAGGCGGCAAUCUUGCAUCCAUCUGAUCCAACCGGCGUCGCGGCGUCGAUCGGGAAAGACUUUUUCUGA